Messenger RNA from Tetranychus urticae (two-spotted spider mite), 870 nucleotides. Lineage: Eukaryota; Metazoa; Arthropoda; Arachnida; Trombidiformes; Tetranychidae. The record is from RefSeq and is a predicted model, not a curated record.
AUGAUCGCUCGAAAAUGUAAAAUACCUCUUAAGGAGAAAUUGAAUAUAAUUAAUCAAUGUGAUAGUCUAAGUCGUGAUUAUGUAGCUCAACAACAUCUUCUUUCCCCUCAAGCAGUGAAUUAUAUAAUCAAAAAUUCGGAAAAGUUCAUCAAAGCUUACAAUGAAAGUCCAUCAAAAGAUUCAAAAGGUGUCAGAACUGAAUUUCCAUUGGAAGAACUAGAGAGAGAAGUCAGUGAAUUUGUUUUGAAAUUAAACAACAGUGGAAUAUCAGUUCAUGGAGAGGAAAUACGUUGUUAUGCAUUAAGAAUUGCUAGUGAUAAAGGUUUGACUAAUUUCAAAGCUUCUAAAGGUUGGCUACAAAAUUUUGUUAAAAGAAAAGGAAUUAAGUCACUGAAGCUGAAUGGACAAGAAGGACUGGUAGAUGUUGAAAUUACUAAGAAAUGGUUUGAAGAAAUUAAAAUUGAAUUGAAUAAUUAUUCUGAAUAUUGUUUGUUGAAUGCAGAUGAAACAUCUUUCGAGUACCAUAACCAAGCACGUCAAUCAUACAUCCAUCCUGAUGGUAACACUAAAAAUGUGAUAGAGAGAAAAGAAAGAGUAACAUUAUUCUUCUGUGUAUCAAGUGUUGGUGAAAAAUUUAAACCUUUAGUUAUUGGUAAAAGUAAAAAACCUCGAUGUUUUAAAAACAAACAAAAUAUUAUUGAAAAAGUCAAUUACCGGUCAAAUCAAAAAGGAUGGAUGACAUCAGUCAUUUUCACUGAAUGGUUGAUUGAAAUGGAUGGUGUAUUCCGGGAAAGGCAACAAAAAGCUAUUCUUUUUCUUGAUAAUUUUUCUGGACAUUCAACAGAAUAUGAAGCAACAAAUAUUAUUUGA